ACAAAAAAAAAAACAAUAAAUAAACAAAAAACUGACGAAAACAUAAAUAACUUAGAAACAUAACACUUAGGGGUCUGCUGUGUCUAAGUUGAAAUGAUGAAAUAAGUUGAUGGUCUUUGUUAGUUUAUUGUUCUUCUUUUUUAAUUUUUCAAUGCUAUUCCAAUAUUUCAUAAGGUCUGUAAUUCUGAAAUUAUAGAAGGAGGGGAUACUUUUCUGAAAAAUCAUUUUAUGUAAAUAAUAUUUUGCUAAAAUAAUGACUAAGUUAAUUAUGUAUUUUUCAUUGGAUGAUAAAUGAGGGUUAGUAACAAUGAGAAGUAUUUCAUAUUUGCUUAAAGAAACAUUUUUUUGUAACUUUCUGGAAAAGUAUCUUUGUAAAUGGAACCAAAACAAAGUUACAUGAAAGCAAUCAACAAAAACAUGUUCAAUAGUUUCUCCCUUACAACCACAGAAAGUACAGAUGUCAGAAACAUUUGGAAAAAAAUACAGAUGUUUGCUUUUGAUGGGUAAUAUCUAUGAACAAUUUUGAAUAAAACUUCUUUUAUCUUAUUCACAAUGACAUAUUGGUGAGGUAGCAGAAAGAUCCUGUUCCAGAGUUUUGUGUUCAUCAAAGUCCAUCGAUGUUUACAUAUCGGGGUUGAGACAGGAUCAAUUACUUUUCUAAUAACAGAAUUAUUACAUUUCUUAUCUGUGAUUGGAAUCCCAGAAACAAAGUACUCCAACUACCCCUGGGGUGUGUCCGAAUCCACAGGAAGGAUGCUUAUGAGUACGGGUCCUCGGCGGUCGGUCCUUGAAGACGAGCAAGGUCUAGCUGCGGACAUUGCCCCGGCCAAACACGCCCCGGCCAAACACGCCCCUAUGUACAAAACACGCGUGCAUGUACAGUCUAUGGUACGAAGACGAGAACUCGCAUGCGUGUUGCAACAGAUGGAAAUGACGGUUCAGAAAGAUGCUGACCAGAGAGAUGCCAUCAUCAUCCCACUGUGGAUUCGAGGGCGUUUUCUGCUGAGCGUAAUGAGGCCACUCCAGAAAGAAAUUUCAUUUCUGGAUUCCCAUUAUUUCAGAAGAGCAGAUGGUUUCUCCAGUCAGGCCUACAGGAAUCUGUUGAGGUUACUCAGAGAUGUUGCACAGCAGACAGCUGUGGGAACCUGGGUGGAGAAAACUGCUCUGGAUUUGGAGGGUGUUCCUAAGCAGACACAUGGCAAUGAUUGUGGUGUCUUCAUGAUAAUGUAUGCCUGGUACUUUGCUAUGGAAGCAUCCUUUGACUUCAGUGUGGAUGACAUGUGUCUACUGCGAAGACGGUGGUGCAUUGUCCUAUUAGAAAACCUUGGCCUGGAAGGGUAUGGAAGGAAGUUUGCCCAUUUUACAGAAGAGGGACAGGCAACCCUUCGUACCAAUGUACCACCGGUAUUCAGGAUAAAAAGAAAAAGACAACAUGAAAGCAGCACCAUGGUCAGGUUGGAAUGA
This is a messenger RNA of Nothobranchius furzeri (turquoise killifish), 1464 nucleotides long. NCBI's taxonomy places the organism in Eukaryota, Metazoa, Chordata, Actinopteri, Cyprinodontiformes, Nothobranchiidae. The record is from RefSeq and is a predicted model, not a curated record.